Messenger RNA from Ananas comosus (pineapple), 6137 nucleotides. Its product is annotated as nucleolin-like. Gene Ontology annotation, cellular component: nucleus. Gene Ontology annotation, molecular function: mRNA binding. NCBI's taxonomy places the organism in Eukaryota, Viridiplantae, Streptophyta, Magnoliopsida, Poales, Bromeliaceae. Bases 193 to 2397 code for a protein of 734 amino acids. The record is from RefSeq and is a predicted model, not a curated record. The transcript has 14 exons.
UUCCAAUUAGUGAAAAAAAGAGAAUUUCUAUUAGCGGUGCUUUACUAAUCACCGUGCUCCUGCAAAUCGAUCCUCCACUAUCUGGCGGGGAAAGAAAAACCCUACGAGCUCGCUCAUCUCUCUCUCGUCGAUCGAACGAAGAUUUUUCUCGCAGGUGCGAUAAUCGAAUCAGAGUUUUGGCUUUUCGGAAGCAUGAGGACUCGGAACUCCGAAACCCCCAAAUCCGCGGCGGCUAAGAAGGCGGCGGCGGCGCCCAAGACGACGCCGAAAUCCGGAGGGAGAUCCGGGAAAGGCGGCGGCGGCAAGCAAGCGACGCCGAAAUCAGCCGCUUCGGCAGAGCCCAACCCCGAGCAGAAAGUUGAGGAAGUGCCUGCCCCGUCGGGUGAGAAGAAGCCGGCAGCGGCGGCGGCGGCGAUGGCUUCUCCAGCGAAAUCCCCUGCGAAAAAAGCUGCUGGGAAAGUCAAAUUGGGUACAGCGAAGGCUGCGGCAAAGGCUGAGGAGAAAGCGUGCGAGGAGGAAGCGAAGGUGGAAGUGGCUGUGGCAGAGGAAGCGAAGGUGGAAGCAGUGGUGACAGAGGAAGCGACAGAGGAAGUGAAAGAGGAGGAGGAAGCUCUUAAGGAAGCGGGGGAGGAGGAAUCAAAGGAGGAAGCCGAGGAGGAGGACAAAGUAGAGGAGAUACCAGAAAAGGGCACUUCUGCUCAUGCAGAUAAGAAUGAUGAAACAGAAAAUGGUCCUUCCAGUAAUGAAGCGAUGGAUAUAGAAAGACUCCAAGAAAUGGAGGAGGAGGAGGUAGACCCUGAAGAAUUCGAGGAGCCUAUUGAAGAGGAGGUCAUGGCUGAGGAGGAAACAAAAGAAGGAGAAGGGGAAGAAGGGGAGGGAGGAGGAGGAGAAGAAAGUGCGAAGGUUGAAGAGGACGAGCAGAUGGAGAUAUCGGACAUGGCGAAGAGGAGGCAGUUGAAGAAAGAGCAGGAGAUAUUUAUUGGUGGGUUGGAUCGGGAUGCUGUGGAGGGGGAUAUAAGGAAGGCGUUUGAGCCUAUUGGAGAGGUCGUUGAGGUCAGGCUUCACAAAGAUUUUGCGACUAAUAGGAAUAAGGGGUUUGCAUUUGUGAAGUUUGCGAGUAAGGAACAAGCAGCUAGGGCACUCGCUGAAUUGAAAAGUCCUGUGAUACGUGGUAAGCGCUGUGGCAUUGCUAGAAGCGAAGACAACGACACACUAUUCUUAGGCAACAUUUGCAAUACGUGGACAAAGGAGGCUAUUAAAAGGAAGCUGCAAGAUUAUGGGAUAGAAGGAGUUGAAAGUAUCACUCUUGUUGCGGACACCCAAAAUGAGGGUCUGAGUAGGGGUUUUGCUUUCCUCGAGUUCUCUUGCCAUGCUGAUGCAAUGCUUGCUUACAAGCGUCUGCAGAAACCGGAUGCUGUUUUUGGGCACCCAGAGAGGACUGCAAAAGUUGCAUUCGCGGAGCCAUUACGUGAACCGGACCCAGAAGUCAUGGCUCAGGUUAAAUCUGUCUUUGUUGAUGGGUUGCCACCAUACUGGGAUGAAGAUCGUGUCAAAGAGCAGUUUAAAGGGUACGGUGAGAUAGAGCGUGUUGUGCUUGCUCGCAAUAUGUCCACUGCCAAGAGGAAUGACUUUGGAUUUGUAAACUUCACUACUCAUGAAGCAGCUGUUGCUUGCAUUGAAGGCAUAAAUGACACUGACUUGGGGGAUGAUGGCAGGUCCAAGACGAAAGCACGAGCUAGGCUUGCCAAUCCUUUACCCAAAACUCAAGCUGUAAAGGGUGGGAUGAGUGGUGGGUUUCGCAUUGGAUACUCUGGAGGUGGUUUUAAUAGGUUUGGUAGAGGAUUUGGUAGGGGCAGGUCUUUCCCAAAUCGGGCAGGAUUUCAUGGCAACAGAGGUUUCAAUCUACAUGGACGCGGUAGAACUGGAAGGUUUAUCGCUGAUAACAGUUUUGAAAAUUCGAGUUUUAACUUCCAAGGGAGGCGGCCAUUUGGUUUUCGAGGAGGUAGAUGGGGUUCAGGGUCAGGGAGACGUGGUGCCUUUGAUGGAGGGUGGGGGAGAGGAUUUCCACCAAGAAGGCCACAGUUUCCACCACAGGGUGAUUUUGGCAGGCAUUAUGGUGCUACCCAUCUGGGGGAAGAUCCAUAUUUCUAUGGAGAUUUUAGCCAUGGUGUCAAGCGGCCAUUUUCAGCUAUGGAAUACGAGUCCAGUUAUUUGCAGCCUUCAAGAGUACGUCCUCGUUUUGAUCAUCCUGACCCAAUGUUGGGUGGAAGCCAUUAUCGAGAUUCGCUAGGAAUGGGUGGCAUGUAUUCACGUGAUUACUUUGGUUCAGAUUAUGGAGGUAGCACAUACUCAUCUAUGUACAGGGGUGAACACUCUGGCAGUGGCUACUACUAUUAGAUGUGACUUAUGCACGGAUGAUGCUUCAGAAGGCGAGUUCUCUAAACAAUUGGAGUUAUCUUUCUUUUGCCAAUGCAAUCGUCUAAUAUUUAAACUUUGAUAGCUAGAUUUUGAAGUAGUGGGUUUUUCUUGUCAUUUUCUUUUAAUUAAACCCUAAAAGUAGGUUCGUAAGUAUUGUAUGUGGAUGUAGUUGGGCAAUGCCUUUUCUGCUAAAGACGAUUGGAAGUACUUUGUAUAAUUUCAGUUGAAUGAUCUCAUUAUCAGAUGUAAAGCCCCUUGAGGUUGAGGCAGGGAUAAAAUCUGUUACUUCUAAUGAAUAAUCUGCCCUCAUUUGGUGAUAUAUGGACUUCCUAUUUGCUGGAGGUGGAGUUUAUGGUUCUGUUGUUUUGACGGAAAGAUUUGACAAGUUAUUCAUGAAUAAAUGAGAGAAAAAGCAGAACAGUAUAAUCAGUUUCUGAUCCAAAAUGAAUUGAUGAAACAGCAAGGAGAUGUGAGAACUAAUGGUUUCAUAACAGGAUAGUUAGUUGUUGAUAUUCUUUUCCUCAUUUGUUUGGCUUUGAUACAGUAAAUCUUUGGAAUUAAUGGAUGCUCUUCAUCGAAGAAAUUUUUUUGCCCUCGAUGUUUUUACUGGGGAACUGGAAAGUCCAAUUGAAGUUGAUGUAAGUUGCUCUUAUGCCUGGAGGCAAAUAUAUAUUGUCAGAAGGAUGCUUAUCUUUUAUUUGUUUCCAGUGUUUCAAUCUGGGUGAUGUUGGAAGAAUUUUUGAGGUUUGAUAAGUUUAACUGUAUUUUAUGAGCUGCUUUCUUUUACUAAGCUAAAAGCAUUGUAGGACGAAAAUGGAAAAAAAUGAUGGGAUUCAACGAAGAUAGCUUAUUGGUGAUCUUAUUAACUGUUUAUUACAUACUGAUUUCUGGUUAUGGACUGGUGAACUAUGAAAAUCCUGUAUUGACGUUAGUUAUGGCUAGUGUGAUGUGCUCCGUGAUAUAUGUACAAAAUGAGAAACUGGUUUGAAUGGUCGUUUUGAAAUGUAAAAUGGACAAUUGCAUAUAUUGGCUUAGAGGGUUGAAUUCUAUUUCAAUUCAAUUUUGGCCAAAAAUUUGUAUUUGAUUGGAUGCUAAUCUGAAUUAUCUUCUUCGGUCUUUGUGAGUGAUAUGGAGGUAUAUUAUAGGAUUACUUAAUGAAGCUUCGUACUGGUAACCAUAGUUUGUGUAAUCAGUAAGUCAGAACACAUUAUUAGUAGCAUGUCAGUGCUUUUUUUUGAUCCUUUUAUUUCAUUAUAUACCACACUACAAAGAAGAUGUUGAAGUUUCAGAACCAAAAUAUUGGCCUUUGACAGGUUCAAGAAUAGCAUGUUUGAAUAUCUGCUGGAAUAUAUAUGUCAUGGCGUGCAAUAUAGCAUGUGAAUUGAUGUUCAGUUAGAGCCAAUUUUACUGAGAUUUUGGGUUUUCGUAACUAAAGGGUUCAGUCAUAAACUUGGUUUGAAUAGGAGGCCCCAGUUUUGAAGUCGAUAGAAAGACAAGCAUGGAUUUAUAAGCGAUCGAAUUUUAAAAUGCCUGAAUAUUGUCUGCAAAAACAAGACAGGAAAUAGUAUAGUGUUGAUAGAAAGAUUGAAGCAAAAGGGAGAGGAGAGAUGACAUACUUUCUUUUUUGUGUUUUAUGAAGUUUCAAUUUACUCCUAUUAUCUAUUUCUUGAUAUUUUGCGUAGUUGAACUUUAUCAAGUUUCUAAUUCUUAUUUUUUGCAUGAACUUCACAUGGAAUAAUAUUGGUUGCGUAGUAACAAGUGGAGUUAAUAGUUAAGCUAGUGAACCACUGACAAAGUUUCAAACCUUACUUUGUGUUCAUAGUGUCUGUCACCUGCCAUCUGCUUUUUUCCAUGAAUACUUCUAGCCAAUAUGCAACUGCCAGGCAGUUUUCUGAUCUGAUAAUGGGAUUUUUGUUUGAAAAAUAUCAUUGCCAUAUUUUUUUACAGAAAUAUUGGCUUGUUCUUGUAACUAUAGACUUUUGCUUGCCUUCUCUUCUGUCUUUUCCUUCUUUAGAGAUAGUUGUAAGUUUAAUAUAUAUUGUACACGCCUUUUAGUAGGUUACGAAUUUGCGAUGGCUAAUUGAGGAAUCGGACUUUUAUGCUCAUGAGAAAUUUAUCACGCAGUUAUGCUAGAACAUAUUUUUAUAGCAGUUCCUUCUAAAUUGUAUAUGUAAAUGGUAUAACAUAAUUGUAAUUGUUGAGUUGUCAAUUCUAUUUUAGCUAAUUUUCUGCAAGUAUAUAUAUGUGCCUAGGAAACUCAGUUAACAUUAGAAGUUAUCUUAUUUCUAUUAGUUAGAUGGCAAUAUCCCAUUUUAUGUGUUUUGUUCAUAAAACUCAAGUUAUCAUUUGAAGGGAUCUUACUUUUAUGGAGAUGGUAUUGCCCCAUUUUAACUGUGUUGAAGAUCUUAGAUUCUUGUCACGGCAAUUGCUGAGGUUACUAUUAAUUGUCUUGUAUGUUUUGAGUUGGACACGAUAUGAAAUAAAUGGGUCUAGAUUUACCUUAAGUGGGUUUGUCUCUGCCUGAUUAUGAUAGGAAAUUAUCUUGUUGUGUUUCACGAGUUGAUUUGCCAACACAAAAACAACAUGAUUAUGACACAACAGAGAAGGUAGGUCAAGUUGACACAACAGAUAGACAUCUGGAGCUUUGCUGGGGUAAGAACCUGAAAUGAGCUUUCCAAUCCUAGUAAUGAAAGGUCCAAUUUGAAGCUUAUGCUUCUGCAGCAGCAUCAAACUGUUACAGAGGAUAUCACUGGAAAAGCUACUAGUGCUUUUUUAAAUGGCUCUACUCAGUAGCAUUUUCCAAGUAGCUCCAGUGAGACCAAACAUGGCCAAAGUAGAAAAUUCAAGGAUUAAGUUGCAAUAUUGGGGAGGUAGAACUAUUUGAUACAUUUUACCCUUUUAGUGAUUUGUGAUCACUUAGUAGAAGAUGGGUCUAAUUGUGAUACCUUUCUUCCAUCCAAUUGCGUAGUCAUGUUCCAGCGCUGCCGUGCUGUGCUUGCAAGGAUUUUAAGAAUAGUUACAACUGUUGUUGUUUUUCUUUUCUUUUUGGCAUAAAUUUGGCAUUAACAUGGAUUUGUUGAUUCAAUCUAGAUUUAGUCAUUUUUCGCUGUUACUUCGCUAACAUUAUGCUCACAGAUAUAUUUAAAAUCCCUGAAUAUUGAAUAAGUACUAGCUAUUUUACUCUCUCUUUUGUGCAAGUUUGUUGCAGCUACAUUUACUGCCGAAUGUUUUUUGUUAUUCCAAGCACCGGACAAGACAGGUGAGUGAACUACAUAUAAUUGGUAACAUGAAUAUAAAUAAUUAGUAGCAAAGUAUUGCGACUUUUUUACUAAAAGCAUUAAAUCGCACUAUUUUUCUGAGAGUGAAAUGCUUCAUUUGGUUCAAGACACUGGAGAAAGGUAAGUCAGGUAAGUAGACUUCUACUAUAUAUAAUUUUAUCAGUUUUAAUUGUUAUGUAGCUACAUAUUUCAGGUGUGCCUGCAUAGACAUUGAAAUGCAACAUCAAGGCAUAAUAUUAUGCUGCAAUGAGCUGCAAGUUGGGCUGGAUUUUUUUUUUUUCAUUUUUCUUUGGAUUUCAAAUGAUCCAUCUGAUAUUUGGGUAUAAUCUGUUUGUGAAGCUUUCAUUAUUUUGUUGCUAAUGCUUAAGUGAAUACGGUAACUAUGUUAAGCUAAGCUCUUUUCUUGAUACAACUGUUAAAUCUUAUGGCUCUCUCUUUGUA